This is a messenger RNA of Papaver somniferum (opium poppy), 2247 nucleotides long. RefSeq names its product probable serine/threonine-protein kinase PIX7. Gene Ontology annotation, biological process: protein phosphorylation. The transcript has 6 exons. Lineage: Eukaryota; Viridiplantae; Streptophyta; Magnoliopsida; Ranunculales; Papaveraceae. The record is from RefSeq and is a predicted model, not a curated record. Bases 372 to 1871 code for a protein of 499 amino acids. Gene Ontology annotation, molecular function: protein kinase activity; ATP binding.
UCACUCAUAACUUUAAAGACCAUGAACCCUCUUUUUUCUCUCUCUAUGGAAUUAGAAUUUAGAAUUGGAAUUCCUUUUUGUUCUUCUUCUUCACUCCUCCUCCUCACACUUCAAUCAAUAAGUUCUUAAUGAAGAUACCCUUUUUAUAAAUGUAGUUUGUUUCCAUUAGCAAACUAAGAAUCAUAUCAUUUGCACAUUUCUUGGUCAAGUUUAGAGGAAGGGUCAUUUUCUUUUCUUUUUUUCCAAAUUCUGUUGGACUUUUGUUGUUGGAUCAUUUAGGGUUUUGAGAAAUUCCAAGAGGGGGGGGGAAUAAAGUAGUAAUUGUUGAAAUGGGCAUUUGAUUGUUGUGUUUUUAGGGUAUUUGUUUGAAAAUGGGAUUAGGACCUCCUGAAGCAGCUGCAGGAGCUAUUGAAGUGGAGACAUGGAGGAAGGAUGUGACAACAAAAGGAAGUAAGAAGAAGAAGAAGAAAGAUGAUGAGGAGGAGGAGAUUAAUACUGGGUGUUGGAGUAUUAGGUUUAGUUUUAUGGGAAGUAGCUGCGUUUCUUCAGAAUCUAAAGUUGAUACUUCCAUGAGUGGAGCUAGUAUUCGUUAUGCGGAUAGUAAAUCAACGAAUGAUACCAGCAAAGGACAGCCAGUUGCCACAAUUGGAUCUUCUACAACUACGACUGGUAGUGUAGAAAGUAACCCAUCUACUUCCCAGAUAAGCGAGGAACUGAGAAUUGCUUCCCAGCUUCGGAAAUUUGCAUUCAGUGAUCUUAAGUCAGCUACAAGGAAUUUUAGGCCGGAGAGUCUUCUUGGAGAGGGAGGAUUUGGUUGUGUAUUCAAGGGGUGGAUUGAGGAGAAUGGAACGGCUGCGGUGAAACCUGGUACAGGCCUUACUGUUGCAGUUAAAACUCUCAAUCAUGAUGGACUUCAAGGUCAUAGAGAGUGGCUGGCCGAGGUCAAUUUUCUUGGUGACCUUCUCCAUCCUAAUUUAGUCAAAUUAAUUGGUUACUGCAUUGAAGACGAUCAGAGGCUACUAGUAUAUGAGUUUAUGCCUCGUGGAAGCUUGGAGAACCAUCUUUUUAGGAAAGGGUCCCUGCCUCUACCGUGGUCCAUUAGAAUGAAAAUAGCACAUGGAGCUGCAAAGGGACUUGCGUUUCUUCAUGAAGAAGCAGAAAGACCAGUUAUCUACCGAGAUUUUAAAACAUCCAACAUCCUAUUAGAUGCGGAUUACAACGCCAAGCUUUCCGAUUUUGGACUUGCUAAGGAUGGUCCUGAAGGAGAUAAAACUCAUGUAUCUACUAGAGUUAUGGGAACAUAUGGCUAUGCAGCACCAGAGUAUGUAAUGACAGGUCAUUUGACGUCAAGGAGCGAUGUGUACAGCUUCGGCGUAGUCUUACUUGAGAUGCUGACUGGCAGAAGAUCUAUGGACAAAAACCGGCCAAAUGGAGAGCACAACCUAGUGGAAUGGGCCAGGCCACAUCUUGGAGAAAGGCGGCGGUUUUACAAACUAAUAGACCCUCGUCUUGAAGGGCACUUCUCCAUAAAAGGUGCACAAAAAACUGCUCAACUUGCGGCCAACUGUCUUAGCCGAGAUCCGAAAGCUAGACCUCUUAUGAGUGAAGUUGUUGAAGUCCUGAAACCAUUACUGAAUCUCAAGGACAUGGCUAGCUCCUCAUACUACUUCCAAAACAUGCAACUAGAAAGAACUGGAUCCGGUCUCAGCUUGAGUAGUAAAAGUGCUAGCAGAUCACAGGUAGGAGGGUCUACUCAAAAGAAGGGCCCACCGAAGAGAAGCCUCACCAUGCCGAAUGGUACGCAUACAUCUCCGUAUCGCUAUCAGCACCAUCCAUCGCCAAAGCAAAAGCCAAUUGACAAAAAGACAUGAAAGGAUCUCCUCAUUAUGCUUCAGUUUAUGCGCCUUCUUGUUUUUACUGUUACAUAAAGUAUAUAAAACAGAUUCAUCCCUUUUAGAUAUAGUGGUCAUUUGGAGUCUAUGUAAACUGGAUAAGUUUGGAGUCCUAAAUGCUGAACAUACAGAACGCAUAGCGCUACUUGAAUCUGUUUCUUGGGCUAGUAAUGAAGGCUGUGGUGGGACUGGAAGCAAAGAAGUAGCUUGGCAGGCUUAUUGUAACAUUAUCGAGGAUGUGAAAUUUCUUUUGAAUUCUUUUGGUAGAUGGAAGUGGAACUAUAUAAACAGCAAGCGUAAAUCUGUAGCAGAUAUUUUGGCCAACGUUGCUAAAACUGAAGUGAACUCUAGUACA